GGUUCCAUGGUCCUCCAAAACCAGGUGGAAACUAUAGAGUCAAUAAAAACUUUAAUCACAAAAUGUAGCAGAUAUAUAUACUCCCAAAUAACAAAUGCCCCCUAUUAAUCUGUUGCUAUCACAUUCCCAUCCUUGUCUGGGACAGGGGCGGACUGAUCAUUUGGAAACUCGGGAACUGCCCGAGGGCCCGGGGUCAGUAGGGGGCCCCAUGAGAUGCCCAUGGUACCUUUUUCAUAGGCUUUUUUGAGUUUGGGCAACACAGGGGCCCCAUGGUCCCCUAUUGCCCGGGGGCCCCAU
This is a messenger RNA of Staurois parvus, 297 nucleotides long. Lineage: Eukaryota; Metazoa; Chordata; Amphibia; Anura; Ranidae. The record is from the annotation of a GenBank genome assembly.